GACGCGCAUCGUUUUUGGCAAGCGCGCUUGGGCGGCCUGGGCGCCCCUCCUCCACCUGGACCUGGGCUUGACGGCGAGCCCGCCUUGCAUCGGCUCUCACCACAUCGCAUCGCAUCGCACCGCACCGCAUCGCAUCGCAUCCGCUCCCCGCCGCAUCCGUCUCCAAACAUCGAUCACACCGCACCGCACCGCACCAGACCAACCGGAAAGAAAUGUCGCAGAAACCUCUGAGCAGAGUGACAACCAUCCAGCGCCGAAAGAACUUUGCCAACUCGUUCUGGGGCGAGGACGAUCGCGGCCUCGAAGUGCUCAUCGGUCGACUGAGACAGGCCAAGCACAUUUGCGAGGAUGUCGCUUCGAUGCUUCGAGAGCGUGCCUCGAUCGAGGAAGAGUACGGCAGACGACUGUCCAAGCUCGCCAAGCUCUUCAACCCUCGCGAGGAAAUUGGUACCUUGGGAGCUGCCUUGAGCGUCUGCCGUGAGGAGCUCGAAAGCACCGCUCGCUCGCACAUGAACUUGGCCACCGACAUCCGAGCCACGCUCGAAAAGCCCCUCGUGGACUUUAUUGCCUCUCAGAGUGCGAUCCGAAAGAACCACAACAAAACCUGCGAAGCGGAUCUCAAAUCCAAGACCAACCAGAAGGCGUUGGUGCUCAAGAACAAGCAGAGAUACGAAGACCGCUGCCAAGAAGUCGCCAACUUGCAACUGCUCGCUGAGCGGCAGGGUGUAUUGCCCAAGGAAGCCGAGAAGGUCCGCGCCAAGCUCGAAAAGGCUCAGUCUCAGCAAAAGAGCUCUGACAGCGAAUACAAGAGCUCGGUGGAGAAACUACACGACAUCAGCCGAAAGUGGGAGGAUAACUACAGAAAGGCCGGAGUGGAGUGCCAAAAACUGGAAGAGGACCGCAUGGACUUUUUGAGGACGAACCUUUGGAACUAUGCAAACAUGGUGUCGACUGUCUGCGUAACGGACGAUGAGUCUUGCGAGCGAAUCCGACAAUCCCUGGAGCAAUGCGACAUUGAAUAUGACAUUGCCAAGUUUAUUGAAUCUAACGAAACCGGAUCGGAAAUCCCUGUGCCUCUGCAAUACACACAAUUUUUCGCCGUCGGCACCAUGUCUGGCCGCUCUGCCACCGGCACGCUCCUGUCCAAGAUCACACGCUCAAACAGUUCCAACACAGAUUUGUCAGCCACGAACCAGUCCACGAUCCAACGCUCAACCACGCUCACUUCAUCGCCUGUCACCAUGGCAGCCUCGCCGUCGGGAGGGCCCUUCCUUGAACUCACUUUCGACGACGCCACCAGAAAGGAAACUCAGAAAUCGGUUGCCUCGGAGAGCGAAUACACCGGCAUUUUCAAGACGCUCUCAAACGAGGAUGGCGAUGCAUCGCUCGCUGCCGCCUAUUUGGCUGCCACUGACGACGAUCUGUACAAACCCAAGGUCCGACCGAUGAGUGCGGCGAUCACCCAGAGCGAAAUGUACUAUCAGUACGAUCCCUACGACAUUCCAAGCGAUAUGCCGGUUUUGUUCAACGUCCGUGCAUUGUACAACUACGCAUCGCAAGAGUUCGAGGAGCUGACGAUCAAAAAGGGCGACAUUAUUUCUGUAAUUGCAACACACGAAGACGGAUGGUGGGAGGGUCUCAGCACCGAGAAUGGCCGCCGGAAGCGAGGGCUGUUCCCGAGCAAUUUCGUGGAGGAAAUUAAGUAGAUGCCUCCUGGCAGUGCGUCCGACGUAUCUCCGAAAUUGACAAGCACACUAUCUUGCCCGGAAACUGUACGAUAUUGCUGCAGACCCCGAGCAUCGUCACCCUCCUCACUCCUCUCCCUCUCGCUUCUCGGCUCGCCUUUGCUUUCUUGCCUCUUUGUCUUAUCGCUCAAGCCUUCCCUUUCCUCUUCGAUUGUCGCCCAUUCGACUGCGUGUACUUUUUCACAUGACACUGGACCUUUGGCCUCAUAGAGUGUUGUAGUUUUUCGACAGAGAGAUCAUCCUCUGCAUUUGCCUCAGCGGUGCCGCUCUUUGUCCGUUGUAGUUUGCAUCCAACUCUUGGCUUUGUCGAUACGUUAUUGUAACAUGGGAUAUGAGUAGCCAGUAGGCUCUCGAUACAAGCCAAGAGAUCGAGCUGCG
Messenger RNA from Polychytrium aggregatum, 2123 nucleotides. RefSeq lists its product as uncharacterized. Bases 213 to 1706 code for a protein of 497 amino acids. The record is from RefSeq and is a predicted model, not a curated record. NCBI's taxonomy places the organism in Eukaryota, Fungi, Chytridiomycota, Chytridiomycetes, Polychytriales. The transcript has 11 exons. Gene Ontology annotation, cellular component: plasma membrane; cytoplasm; cell division site. Gene Ontology annotation, molecular function: protein binding. Gene Ontology annotation, biological process: cytoskeleton organization.